Messenger RNA from Lytechinus variegatus (green sea urchin), 8085 nucleotides. RefSeq lists its product as uncharacterized. NCBI's taxonomy places the organism in Eukaryota, Metazoa, Echinodermata, Echinoidea, Temnopleuroida, Toxopneustidae. The coding region runs from base 3727 to 8085 and encodes 1452 amino acids. The record is from RefSeq and is a predicted model, not a curated record. The transcript is spliced from 3 exons.
UAAUUCUUGAACUCAAGGACAUUCAGUAACAUAACUCAUGAAAAAAAGGAAAGUGAGAGAAAAUUUAUAAUAUCUAACUUUUAAAAUUCUUUUCCCUUCCAGACAAAAUUUGGGUUGAAAUCAUCCAAACUUUCGAUGAGGAUGAGGAAGAGGCUGAAGCACCUAACUCUCCCGAAAUCCAGGUUGGCAAUGCCAACCCUGGAUUUUUUAGAAGACUUUUGGGUUGGAGAAAAUAAAGGUGAGAUGAUAUUUCCUGAAAAAUAUCUCAAAAUCUUUCACCAAAAUGGAAAUUUGUAUUAAAAAUAAGAAUGAGUUGAAAUGUCCAUGAAGAUGAUGUUGAUGAUGAUUAUUGGUUGUUGAUGACGAUUAUUGGUUGUUGAUGAUGAUUAUUUCAGCAAUCCUUGGGUUGAAAAGCAUUCUGGUCUUGCUUAUUCUGUCCACCCACAAAGUGGAAUUGAUUUGUCUCUUACCAUUAGAAAAUCAAUGUUUGAAUCUCAGUUUUUUACCUUGCGAGUGAAAGCCUCCAGUUUGUGACAUUUUGUGGAGUAGCUAUUGAAUCCCACUCAAGGACAUUGAGUAUUUUAACUAAUGAAAAAAAGGAGGAGAGUGAGAGAAAAUUUAUAAUAUCUAACUUUUUAGUUUUUAAAUUCUUUUCCCUUCCAGACAAAAUUUGGGUUGAAAUCAUCCAAACUUUCGAUGAGGAUGAGGAAGAGGCUGAAGCACCUAACUCUCCCGAAAUCCAGGUUGGCAAUGCCAACCCUGGAUUUUUUAGAAGACUUUUGGGUUGGAGAAAAUAAAGGUGAGAUGAUAUUUCCUGAAAAAUAUCUCAAAAUCUUUCACCAAAAUGGAAAUUUGUAUUAAAAAUGUCAAAACCUUUUCUCGUUUGCAAAUUUUUUAAUGAAUUUCACUCGAUGCGCCAUAUCUAGCCCCCUUGAUAUUUUUUGGUGCAUUACGCCACUUCAAAGCAUAGAUAAAACCAAUUUCUAAUAGCAGUUUUGUCAAACAUAAAAUGCUCAGUGAAUAAUUUCGAUCAUUUUUUAAAAUCACAUAUCUUACUGCAAGUUAAUAAGAAUUCACAAUUAUUAGAUUAUUCUGUCCACCCACAAAGUAAAAUUGAUUUGUCUAUUACCAUUAGAAAAUCAAUGUUUGAAUGUCAGUUUUUUACCUUGCGAGUGAAAGCUUCCAGUUUGUGACAUUUUGUGGAGUAGCUAUUGAAUCCCACUCAAGGACAUUGAGUAAUAUAACUCAUGAAAAAAAGUAGGAUAGUGAGAGAAAAUUUACAAUAUCUGACUUUUAAAAUUCUUUUCCCUUCCAGACAGAAUUUGAACUUUGAACAAGCUGUCCUGGAGAGGGUUGCUGCCAGUGCUGCAGGUGAUGUGCACUAUAUACAGUGUGCAGGUUGAGUGGCUUGAGUUGAGGAAAGAGGGAGGAAGGAAGGCCAAAUUCAACGCAAGGUUUUUUUUCAUCUAUUUUUUUUGUAUUGCCCAUGUGAGCGAUACAUGUUUCUGGAGAAUUAUUUUAUUAUUUUUCUUUGCCGCUAUAUUUUAUAAACAUGCCACCAUUUUUGUCAUUGUCAAUACGUACAGGCUAUAAUUGUACCUAUUUAGAUGCUAUUUAUUACUUCUAUCCUCGGAAAGAGAUUUCUGAAAUUUAUAUAAAUUGUUCUUUUCCAAAUACUGUACAGAGAAACACAUGAUUAUUUGUUUUAUAAAUAGAUCAAAAAUAGAUUUAAUAGAUGCAUCUGAAUAUUUCAACAAUUAAGAAGUCCUGACACUAUAGAGAAUUUUUUGACAUUUAUAUGUCAUACAAAUAUUUAUAUAUUCUUAAUCACUUUUUUACAUUUUUCUUUCAUUUAUAAAACUUAACAUAGUUAUUUGAUGACAUAUUGUGCAUACAGUACAUAUGUUGUUUUCCACUCGCAUUGGGCAUUGUUCUUCACAACAUAUCAUAAAUCCAAAAAUCUUAGCUUGGUUCAUUGUCCAUUUGAAUGAAAAAUGGGCAAAGCAGGUCAUGUUCUGUGCAAGACUGAUCAUGCCAAACAAUUACAUCCCAAGAACAUAUGUAGGUUUUCAUAAUGGAUAAUUGGUAUCACUCAGUGACAACUAUGGUCAAUGUUGGGAAAUCAGCUAUUGGAUUUAAAAAUAACUUUGAAAAAAUUAAAAGACAACAUUACUAAAAUUAAGGACAUUUCAACAUGCUAAAACAUGUGCAUUAGUACAUAAGUACUUCACAAUUUUUUUUAGUAUUACCUUAUGGUUACAAUUAGGGUGAAAUAAAGUUUUUCUACAUACAACAUAGUAAUUCUUCAAACAUAGUUGAGAUGACACAUUCAAUACUUUACAUAUAUUUCUCCUUAUUCAUCACUUUAUCAAAUAAAUGAUCAAAGAUUGGUGAGCUGAAAAAUUGGUUCACCAUACAUGAACUUCCAAAGAAUCUUUGGAGAGAGAAAAGAGAACAUUAACUUCACUUUUUGAUUCCGUCCUAAACAAUCAAUUAUUUGGACACAAUUAAAAUAUAUGAUCCAUUCUCCUUUUUUACAAGGAAAUUAAGAGAAUAAAUAUGAUUUGGUUUAUGAUAGGUCAGCUUAAUUCUUGAACCAAACUUGAGUUAAUUUCUUGUUCACACUAUUGGCACAAACAUACAUAUACUAAAUACUUUAUAAAGUUGCUCAUGAAAACGGUAUAAUUUGAACAUGAUUUAAAAAUCAUUACAUAAAAAUAUUUGAAGUAUAAGUAACGAGUCUUUUCUCUAAAUUUGUAUAUCCAUUCUUCUGCUUGUGAUGGAUCAGUCGGCAUCUGGGAAAGAGUGCACGCUUGGCCACAACUUAAAAUAAUUUUAUGCAAGGAAGCCAUGGCCUUUUUAAAAGAACAUCUGUCCAUUUAUCAGACAGUAGACUCGCCACGAUCCGUCACCACAUCAGAGUUGACAUAGUCAUUCUCAUUACCUGUAGCGGCAUAAACCACAUGUGGGCUGAAAGUUAAGACUAUAUAUAUUUAACCUUCAUUAAUUCAUGUUCUGUUUCCCAAAUAAGGUGAAGUCAUUGCCAGUUGGUCACUGUGUAUGUUUUCUGGCCUAGUAACAAGGUUGUUUAUGAUAAUGUCAAUUCUGGUUGGUCAGCCACACCCUGGUCAGACCAGGGGAGCAUAGUAACAAUAAACCCAUUGGUCAAGACUUAGGCUGUUAUGCAAAUUAGCCUAAGCAUCUCAGAAGGGUGAUAAGCCCUCUGCAUCUUCCACCCCAGAAGGAAGAAAAGUUUCAUUGCAACAAGUUGUGCCGUUAUACAUUUGAUCAAAAGUUACUGAUAUUGUGAAACCAGGAGGUCAAACAAUCGCGAACCACCAAUUGCUUGCUCAUUCACGUUUGUCAAUCACUUCCAAGUUAUUUAUCGUUCUGUUCUACUUCGCCAUUUCUUAUGUUUCAUCGAUCAUUUUAUUUUCGAGUUGUGUGAACACGCCGUUAUUUCGUCCACCAAGUCUACUGUUAUCAUUAAAUGGAUGUCUUAACCUACAUGACUGUGUGAUUGGACAUUUAUCUUUGGAGUGUGCUGGUGCGUUCGGAUAUUGACUAUCCACGAGCCUAAGUUAAUCCUUAGCUGUAGCUUAACCGUGCAAGAAGCUACAUAAGUUCGCGAUUGAUUGUUUGUGAUUCAUCUCUAAACUUCACGAUCGCGGUGGAAGACUGGAUAAAGUUCACAAUAGCUUUAAUUAGAACGUUGAUCAUAUCAUCAUGUCACGUAACGGUGCUAACGAAGGAAAGUCCCAGUUAAUGCAGUCAUGUCGGGCUUAUGCUGGGAGCCUUACAAAGAAAUAUAAAGAACUGGAGGUGCUGAUGUUAGAUCCAGAAAACCUCGUCAAAGUCACCGGAAAGGCGGACCAGUUAGAUGAUGUAUUCAUUAAAUAUACAGAACGCUUUGGUGAGUACCACAAGUUGCUAACUGGGGAAGAGGCUGUUAAGGUACUGGAGGACUUUGACGCAGAGCAAACUAACAAGAGGGAAUUUGAUGAGCGAUUAUCAGUCUGGAUGAAGGAGGCCAAGGAGCACUGCCGGAAGAUUGCCGAACCCACAAAGGAGGAUGACGACUGCAUGUCGCUAAGGUCCUCAGGGAGCAACCAGUCUGUCCGGACAACAAGCUCAACAACCUCAUCGAGGCUGAGGGACGCGAGGAUCAAACCUGAGGUCGCUAAGUUAAAAUUAGAACAGAUAAAGGAAACUCAACGCCUCAAAAUGGAACAAUUAAAACUCGAACAACAAAUUGCGAAUGUUGAGGGAGUACAUGGGGUUCAGGAGGCUGAGAUUGAGUGUAAGUUAUUACUAGAAGAGGAGCAACCUCUAGUCGCUAGUGAGGUAAGUGCCUGUAAGAUCAGAUUGAAUCCUGAUGUUCCCCCAUGGACUGGUAGUAUACGUAAUGAUGUAAUGAUGCAUGUACCUCCUAAAAGUAAUUUAGAGGUAAAAGAUAUAUUCAGUGUUGUGGACCUGGCAAUGAAUAUGCCCAAACCAGAGUUAGAUUCAUUCAGUGGAAACCCUUUGGAAUACUGGUCCUUUAUUAAUAAAUUUGAGGCUGUCAUAGGGAAUAAGAACAUAGAUAGAAGUAAAUUGAUGUAUUUAAUUCAGUACUGUACUGGUAAGGCUAAGGAAAGUAUAGAGAACUGUUUACUUCUAGAUGCAGGUACAGGGUACAAUAAAGCAAAGGAAAUUCUGUCCAAACAAUUUGGACAGUCCUUUCUCGUGACCACUGCUCACAUCAACAAGGUUCUUAACUGCCAACCAAUUCGUCCGAAUGAUGGGGCUGCACUCUGGGACAUGGCAAGAGACAUGAGGAGGUGUGAGAUCGUGCUUUCUCAGAUGGGUUACAGUGCCGACAUGAACUCGUCGGAUAAUCUACUGAAGAUACAGCAACUGAUGCCAAUUCACAUGCAAUCGGAGUGGGCUAAACGAGCUCACAACAACAUGAUGCGAAACCGGAUUGCUCCCAACUUUAGCAUGAUGGUAGAGUUUGUUGAGCAAGGUGCUCAGCUCUCCAGCAACAUGUUUGGGAGAAAUAUUGGGAAAGCAAAACCAGCUUCCCCAAAGACUACAGGUAAGUCCAAUGCUCCUAAAUGUGUUUUCUCCACACAGGCUGUUGGAUCUACCCAAGGAGCAGAGCAGACCAGCAAGAAGCCUGGACUAAAGACCUGCCCAUGCUGCUCGGGUAGUCACCAUCUUGGGGCUUGCAAGACCUUCCAGCAGAAGACGCGGGAUGAAAGGCUUAAGGUAGUAAGGCAAGCUCGCAUAUGUGAUAACUGCUUUGAGCAGUCACAUAUUGCGAGAAACUGUUCGAAGAAAUCGAAUUGUGAGGUCAGUGGGUGCAAAUGGAAGCAUCAUACCCUCCUUCACUUGCACCAAAGUAAGAACGAAAACAAGGAAGGUCAGGUCCAGAAAGGAUCUAACUCAACAACUGCUGCUACUACUGUAACUGGGGCCGGCAAGGCUAAGGCCGAUGCCAACGACGAAGACAUACCUGCAGGCAACUGCAACAGCACUAUGACCACAAACCAUAGGGUAUGUCUUCGAGUGGUGCCAGUGAUAAUACAAGGGCGACACAAAGAGAUACAAACCUUGGCGUUACUUGAUCAGGCAAGCGAUGUAUCUCUAUGUGAUGAAAGUCUUGUCCAUGAACUUGGUAUUACUGGCAAGCGAAGGGAUUUUCAUCUGACGACAGUCAAUGAAAAGAACACCAAAAAGAGUGGACUAGAAGUCCGUCUUUCUGUAAAGGGCCUUAACUGCACAGAACAGAUCGACAUGCCCAAGGUCUGGACAGUAUCGAAGCUGCCUAUUUCAGGCGGAUUAAUUCCAGACCAGAGGGAUAUCCAGAAAUGGAAUCACUUGAAGGGAAUUGAAUUCCCGCGAAUCCAAGAGAGGGACAUCAAGCUACUAAUUGGUGGAGAUAUUCCAGAGGCCUUUUGGGUCUUGGAACAACGAAGAGGGAAUAAGAAGGAACCUUUCGCUAUACGAUCUCCACUAGGAUGGACUUUGAUGGGCCCAACCCGCCAAGGGCAUAACCACUCCGAUGGGUUCAAUGUCAACUUUACGCAAAUUGAAUCUGUUGACCUUCAUCAACAGUUAAGCAGAUUCUGGCAGCUUGAUCAUCAGGUAGGUAAGGGUACUGAAGAAAGGCUUGGGUUAUCGGUUGAAGACAAGAGGGCAAAGGCCAUCAUGGAAGGUUCCAUACAGCUUGUCAACAACCAUUACGAGCUGGGCCUCCCAUGGAGACACGAACGACCAUAUCUACCUGACAAUCUUCCCUCUGCACAGGCAAGACUAAAAUACCUGAAGAAACGCUUCUUAAAGGAUGAUGCCCUCUUCGAGAAGUAUAAGUCAACUGUGCAGGGAUACAUUGAGAAAGGGUAUGCAGAGGAAGUGAACCAUGAAGAAGUUCCAAAUGAGGAAGAAUCAUGGUAUCUUCCCCAUCACCCUGUUGUUCACCCUCGUAAACCUGAGAAGGUAAGAGUUGUUUACGAUUGUGCAGCUAAAUACAAAGGGACAUCCCUCAAUGACCAACUCCUGCGUGGCCCCGAUCUAACUAACAGUAUUGUCGGAGUCCUUACAAGGUUCCGACAAGAACGGGUCGCAGUGGUUGGUGAUAUUGAGGCCAUGUUUCACCAAGUUAAAGUCCCUGAGAAAGACCGUCAUGCUCUGCGUUUCUUAUGGUGGAAGGAUGGUGACCUGACAGCACAUCCAACCUCCUAUCAAAUGACUGUACACUUGUUUGGAGCCACAUCUUCACCAAGCUGUGCCGCAUUUGCUCUAAGAAAGACAGCAGAGGAUAAUGAGAAGGACUUCAGCAAAGAAGCAGUCAAUACAGUCCGAGAGAACUUCUAUGUGGAUGACUGUUUGAAGUCUGUACCGACAAAGGACGAUGCUGUCAAAAUUGUACAGGAGCUAUGUGACUUGUUGAAGAAAGGUGGUUUCCACUUGACGAAGUGGGUAAGUAAUGAUUGGGAUGCAUUGUCCUCGAUACCAGAGGCUGAGAGAGCUCCUUCGGUCAUUGACUUGGACCUAGAUGGACUUCCGAUAGAACGUACUCUGGGUGUCCUUUGGGAUGUGUCCAAUGACCACUUUGGAUUUAAAGUCAGCAUCGAGAAACCCCCAUCAAGGAGGGGAAUAUUAUCUAUGAUCAGCUCUCUUUAUGACCCUUUGGGUUUCGUAGCACCAUUUGUUCUUCCAGCAAAGAUGCUACUCCAGUCAAUAUGCCGCAGAGGAGCAGACUGGGACCAACUUGUGGAAGGAGAAUAUCUUCAAAAAUGGAGAAAAUGGCUAGAUGACCUUCCACAUCUUUCGGACAUUGCUAUUCAGCGAUGUCUUAAGCCCGUGAACUUUGGCGAGGUGACAUCACGACAGCUCCACCACUUCUGUGAUGCAUCAGAACGUGGUUAUUCGGCUAUGUCGUAUCUUCCUCAGGUAAGUGAAGGUGGCAAGGUGCAUUGCUCCUUCAUCAUGGGAAAGUCUCGACUUUGUCCACUCAAGGCAACGUCGAUACCACGUCUGGAGUUAACAGCAGCUGUUCUAGCGGUUAGCCUGGACCAACAAAUCAAGGAUGAAUUGCGGCUCCCUGUGACAUCACCCACAUUUUGGACUGAUUCAACAUCUGCACUUCAGUACAUCAUGAAUGAAAGCAGAAGAUUUCAGACAUUUGUGGCUAAUAGGGUUGCCAAAAUUCAUGAAGCAACAGACAAGUCUCAAUGGAGACAUGUAGACACCAAGCUGAACCCUGCAGACGAAGGUUCAAGAGGGUUGUCUGGUAGAGACAUGGCGAGUGAUCCUCGAUGGUUAAAUGGGCCUGAUUUUCUCUGGGAGGAGGAAAGCAGCUGGCCAACCCAACCUUCCGUAUUGCAGGAUGUUUCUGACGAUGACCCAGAGGUUAAGAAGACUGCUCAAGUCAACCUAUCUUCUGUGGAAAAGGAUGUAGGAAUAAACAUGCUUCAAAGAUAUUCCUCUUGGAAUAAACUGAAAAGAGGAGUAGCAUGGCUACAGAGGUACAGGGAGUACCUCCAAGCGAAGACCAAUAGACCAAACCUCACAGGAAUCUUGAAAAGGACGAUCUCGUGA